Molecule: messenger RNA, 2520 nt
Organism: Mercenaria mercenaria
Lineage: Eukaryota; Metazoa; Mollusca; Bivalvia; Venerida; Veneridae
Exons: 5
Coding region: 110-1591 (493 amino acids)
Source: RefSeq, a predicted model, not a curated record
GAGAAUCAAUAAAGAAUUUCAACAUUCAAACACGCAAGGCAAUUAUUUCGGAAAAGAAACAUUGACGAAAGCAAACAUUUUGAUAAAAUUCAUAUCCUGAAAUAAGAAAAUGGGUUGUGCAAACUCUUCGCUGAGGCCGCCGACUGAACAACCAACAGCCCUGCUUAGCUUUCGACAAGUCAGUAUGCCUGUACAUGGCUAUCUCCCAGUGUCAAACAGCAGCUAUACACAGACGAAUAAUCAGCCGAAUUCGUUUAACAUCUUCCAACCAGUGAUACAGGGAUCCGGUCCCGUCGAACUUUCAGUGCAAACAGAUCCGAAAUUACUCGCAAUGGCAUCAGUCGCAUCUUCGGGUCUAGGAAAUUCUACUGCGAGAAAACUUGACAAGAAGUCCGUGUCAUUUGAUGCUGCAAAUCUGUCAGACAAAGCACUUGAGAGGAUAAACGAGUUUUUGAUUUACUUAGAUAGAGAAGAAUUAAUGUUUAAGCGUUCAGAUACUGAAGUCAAUGACAUAAAAGAUGCAGUCGGUAAGGCAGUAGACAGCUUUGGAAAAUACAUUGGUAAAAAAUAUCCACUUCUGGCAGUUUCCCACAAGCAUGCCGUAGGAAGCUUUGCUGAAGGAACACGAUUGAAAGAACCAGAUGAGUUUGAUUUCAUCCUUGUUCUGAAGUAUUUCAAUGAAGAGAAUGUAAGCGUAGACAGGUGUAUGAAAGACUGUGAAGACAUAGCUGAUGUCAAACCUCAUGCGCAUAUUAAGAUCAGAAAUUUAGAAUGGUGGAAUGCAAAAGCAACUGAGACUGAGGAGUGGCAGGACAAUGGUACAGUUUGCAACUGGUUGGACUUUGUUGACAUGCAUUCGUUUACUUGGGCAGAAUGUGAAUGGAACGUUGACAUUGAUACACCGUCGGGAAAAUUGUCUAACUCAGAGACAGAUCUUGAGUUUACAAGUAAUGGGCCAGCUUUCACUUUUGAACUCCUAUGGAUUCCAAAGCAGGGCGAGCGUUUACAAAUAUCUAUUGAUGCAUCAUUAGCCCUAGAAAGAAGAGGUGUGACAGAAGUUAUAGAACUAGAAGAUGUGCCGUGCCAGGAGUUUAUACCUGAUCUACUAAAGGAGGAUACGCAUUUUAUCGUAUACGGAGAAGGAGAAGAUGGUUUCAAAUAUACCUUUACUACAACGGAGGUAAAACUUAUGCGAAAGAUAUCUGCAUCGCAUCGGCGGUGCUACAGAAUUUUGAAAUUUCUCUUCGCAGUUGAAAACUGUGGUGGAAUUGUUGAAACAUACAUCUUAAAAACGUUACUAUUGAGGCAUGCAAAUAGCUGCAUGGGAAAGGUCUACAUAUUUAAUUGUCUGUGCGACAUUUGUGAUAAACUAGAAGAUCUGUACAAAAAACGCAAAGGAGGAGUCAGUACUAUUUUUCUUCCAGACGUAAAAAAGAACAUAUUCGAAACCCCACAAAUCAAUAUAUCACGAUUUGUACUUUUUAUUGAAAAUGAGCUUAUGAAAAUUGGAAAAUCGCAUCAGUCUGAUAACAGCGCUUGUCUUGGACAACUACAAAUGAUGAUGCUUAUGAACAUUGCCAAUGACAUUUAAGGACUGCUACAGAUGAUGUUGCUUAAGACCAUUGACAAUGAACAUAAUAGGACUGUUGCAAAUAAUGUUUUGUGAACAUUGUCCAUUGAAGUUAGGGCCUGCUACAAGUGUCAAAUUAAAAAAUGAUUAUGAACAUUGUCAGUGAACUUUAGAGGACAGCUACAGACGAUGAUGCCCAUGCUCUACAAAUUAUGAUGCUUAUAAACAUCGCUAGUGAUCUUUAACCCUUACCUUGCUUAAUUUCUAUAAUGAACUUGUCCAUCAUUCAAUUUGGACAGUACCAUUAACUGUUAAAAGGGGUGCAUACCAAAAAAUUAUUGACAGAAUGGCGAACAGUGCAGACCAUGAUCAGACUGCACGGAUGUGCAGGCUGAUCUUGGUCUGCACUGGUCGCAAAGGCAAAAACCAGUCGCCGCCAGCAGGCUAAGGGUUAAGGGAUUUCUACAAUUGACGAGGGUUAUGAACACUGCAAAUGAGUUUCAGGAUUUUCUACAAUGUGAUGAUAGGAUUUUGAAUGAUAGAUAAACUUUAGUUUGCUGACGUCUAAAAUACUGUUUUUAACUGUUUGGCAUAUACUUACGACUGAGGUCUUCAGAUUCAAGGUAUUGCAGAGCUUAAAGAGAGUAAAGAUCUUGGACACACUUGAAAGUGAAGAACUUUUUGUUAAAUAUCACUGGACAAAUACAAUUCUAUGUCUAAACAUUACAUACCCGGUAUUUUGUCCUUAACAAAGUUUUGCUGUCAUUCCUACUGAACUAUCCAGAGUAAUUUCAUGGAAUAGAACAAUAAAUAAAGUCAAAUGUGCUAUUUUGAAUUUUUAUUUCAAAAAUUUCUGAAAAUGAUUGAAAUUAUUAUAAAUUAUACUAACGCUUAAAUUGAGUUUUAAUGGUAACUUCAAAACUUGUCAAUAAAUCUUGUAGAAAUGAAAA